Molecule: messenger RNA, 3267 nt
Organism: Dipodomys spectabilis (banner-tailed kangaroo rat)
Lineage: Eukaryota; Metazoa; Chordata; Mammalia; Rodentia; Heteromyidae
Gene: Tll1
Product: tolloid like 1
Exons: 21
Coding region: 1-3030 (1009 amino acids)
Biological process (GO): proteolysis
Molecular function (GO): metalloendopeptidase activity; zinc ion binding; calcium ion binding
Source: RefSeq, a predicted model, not a curated record
AUGGGGCUGGAGGCGCGGCGGCCGGCGAUGCUCGCGUGGCUGCUGGUGGCCGCGGGGGUCGUGCUGUGCGCGGGUCUUGGGGGUGAUUACGCAUGGGAUGGCGACGAGGAGGAGGACCGGACGGAGACUUUAGAUUACAAGGACCCGUGCAAAGCCGCUGUAUUUUGGGGUGAUAUUGCCUUAGACGAUGAAGACUUAAAUAUCUUUCAAAUAGAUAGGACGAUUGAUCUGACACAGAACCCUUUCGGAAGAGCUGGACAUACCACAGGUGGGCUUGGAGACCAUGGUAUGUCAAAGAAACGAGGGGCUCUCUAUCAACUUAUAGACAGGAUAAGAAGAAUUGGCUCUGGCUUGGAGCAAAACAACACAGUGAAGGCAAAAAUACCUCUAAAAUUCUCAGGGCAAUAUGAGAAAAAUCGAGUUCCCAGAGCUGCUACAUCUCGGACUGAAAGAGUAUGGCCCGGAGGUGUGAUUCCUUAUGUCAUUGGAGGCAACUUUACUGGCAGCCAGCGUGCCAUGUUCAAGCAGGCCAUGAGGCACUGGGAAAAGCAUACGUGUGUGACUUUCAUUGAAAGGAGUGAUGAAGAGAGCUACAUUGUGUUCACCUAUAGGCCUUGUGGAUGCUGUUCCUAUGUAGGUCGGCGGGGAAAUGGUCCUCAGGCCAUCUCCAUUGGAAAGAACUGUGAUAAAUUUGGAAUUGUUGUUCAUGAACUAGGUCAUGUGAUAGGUUUUUGGCAUGAGCACACACGGCCAGAUCGAGACAACCAUGUGACCAUCAUUAGAGAGAAUAUCCAGCCAGGUCAAGAGUAUAAUUUUCUGAAGAUGGAGCCUGGAGAGGUGAACUCUCUUGGGGAAAGAUAUGACUUUGACAGUAUCAUGCACUACGCCAGGAACACCUUCUCAAGGGGGAUGUUUCUGGAUACCAUUCUCCCCUCCCGUGAUGAUAAUGGUAUACGUCCAGCCAUUGGUCAGAGAACACGUUUAAGCAAAGGAGAUAUUGCCCAGGCAAGAAAGCUGUAUAGAUGUCCAGCAUGUGGAGAAACCCUGCAGGAGUCCAGUGGAAACCUGUCCUCUCCCGGCUUUCCCAACGGCUACCCCUCCUACACACAUUGUAUCUGGCGUGUGUCCGUCACCCCAGGAGAGAAGAUUGUUUUAAAUUUUACCACAAUGGACCUAUACAAGAGCAGUUUGUGCUGGUAUGACUACAUUGAAGUGAGGGAUGGAUACUGGAGGAAAUCACCUCUCCUGGGUAGAUUCUGUGGGGACAAAGUGCCGGAAGUUCUGACUUCUACAGACAGCAGGAUGUGGGUUGAGUUUCGGAGCAGCAGUAACUGGGUAGGGAAAGGGUUUGCAGCUGUCUAUGAAGCCAUCUGUGGAGGUGAGAUACGUAAAAAUGAAGGACAGAUUCAGUCUCCUAAUUAUCCCGAUGACUACCGACCAAUGAAGGAAUGUGUGUGGAAAAUAGCUGUGUCUGAGGGCUACCAUGUCGGGCUGAACUUCCAGGCCUUUGAGAUCGAAAGACAUGACAACUGUGCGUAUGACUACCUGGAAGUUCGAGAUGGGACCAGUGAAAAUAGCCCUCUGAUAGGGCGUUUCUGUGGCUAUGAUAAGCCUGAAGAUAUAAGAUCUACCUCCAACACUUUGUGGAUGAAGUUCGUUUCUGACGGAACUGUGAACAAGGCAGGGUUUGCAGCUAACUUCUUUAAAGAGGAAGACGAAUGUGCCAAGCCUGACCGUGGAGGGUGUGAGCAGCGCUGUCUGAACACACUGGGCAGUUACCAGUGUGCCUGUGAGCCUGGCUAUGAGCUGGGAGCUGACCGGAGGAGCUGCGAAGCCGCUUGUGGAGGACUCCUGACCAAACUCAAUGGCACGAUCACCACACCUGGGUGGCCUAAAGAGUACCCUCCAAAUAAAAACUGUGUGUGGCAGGUGGUUGCACCAAUCCAAUACAGGAUUUCUGUGAAGUUCGAGUUUUUUGAAUUGGAAGGCAAUGAAGUUUGCAAAUAUGAUUUUGUGGAGAUCUGGAGUGGACUUGCUUCUGAGUCUAAAUUGCAUGGCAAGUUCUGUGGUGCAGAGGUCCCGGAUGUGAUUACCUCUCAGUUCAACAACAUGAGGAUUGAAUUCAAAUCUGACAACACUGUAUCCAAGAAGGGCUUCAAGGCACAUUUCUUCUCGGACAAAGAUGAAUGCUCUAAGGAUAAUGGCGGAUGUCAGCACGAAUGUGUCAACACCAUGGGCAGUUACAUGUGUCAGUGUCGGAAUGGCUUCGUGCUGCAUGAAAACAAACAUGACUGCAAAGAAGCUGAGUGUGAGCAGAAGAUCCACAGCCCUAGUGGCCUCAUUACCAGCCCCAACUGGCCAGAUAAGUACCCAAGCAGGAAAGAAUGUACGUGGGAAAUCAGCACAAUUCCUGGCCAUCGGAUCAAAUUAGUCUUCAGUGAGUUUGAGAUAGAGCAGCAUCAAGAAUGUGCCUAUGAUCACUUAGAAGUAUUUGAUGGACAAACUGAAAAGUCACCUAUUCUUGGACGUCUGUGUGGCAAUAAGAUCCCAGACCCCGUUGUGGCGACAGGAAAUCAAAUGUUUGUUCGGUUCAUUUCGGAUGCCUCCGUUCAGAGAAAGGGCUUUCAAGCCACCCAUUCCACAGAGUGUGGUGGCCGAUUGAAAGCAGAACCUAAACCCAAAGAUCUGUACUCCCAUGCACAAUUUGGUGACAACAAUUACCCAGGACAGCUUGACUGUGAAUGGCUGCUGGUAUCAGAACAAGGCUCUCGGCUUGAGUUAUCUUUUCAGACUUUUGAAGUAGAAGAAGAAGCCGAUUGUGGAUAUGACUAUGUUGAACUCUUCGACGGUGUUGAUUCAGCAGCUGUGGAGCUUGGUCGAUUUUGUGGAUCAGGGCCACCAGAAGAAAUCUAUUCAGUUGGGGAUACAGUUUUAAUUCACUUUCACACCGAUGACACCAUCAAUAAAAAAGGAUUUUACAUAAGAUACAAAAGCAUAAAAUAUCCAGAAACCAUGCAUACCAAAAAAUAACACCGGCACCUCUGUUUGAAGAUAAACAAAUGUUCAAAUGAAGAGAAGACAUAUUUUUCUAAACUGAUGAUAUGAGCACAACUGUUUUAUAUAAUGAAUUUGAACAACAAAAACAGAAAACUGUAAGACUAGAAUUAUCUCUGUACUAAAAGAGACACUUCCAGUUAAUCUUGAUCAGCAUUACAAGAAGGGUAUUUGAACUCCAUGCGUGAUGAAGAGCCUCACAUGCUACCAGGA